Molecule: messenger RNA, 373 nt
Organism: Syzygium oleosum
Lineage: Eukaryota; Viridiplantae; Streptophyta; Magnoliopsida; Myrtales; Myrtaceae
Product: protein SENESCENCE-ASSOCIATED GENE 21, mitochondrial-like
Exons: 2
Coding region: 54-299 (81 amino acids)
Source: RefSeq, a predicted model, not a curated record
CCCUAGCAAGUAAUCCCAUCCAUAUCUAUCCAGUUUCAGGUUUCUUGAAAGCGAUGAUCAUGGCCAAAGCCCCCAUCAAUGGCAUUCUCCUUCUCAGCCGGCGAUCGUACAGAGCACUAGCGGAGAAGAGGGCGGCGGCAAGUGCUAUGAGGAAGGUGGCGAAUGAGGAGGAGGAGAAGAAGGUGUUCUGGAUGAGAGAUCCCAAGAGUGGGAACUGGAUACCGGAGAGCCACUUCGAUGAGGUUGAUGUUGCAGAGCUGAGAGAGAAGUUUCUCUCCAAGAAGAAGGGCAAACUUUGAACUAGAUCUUCUGAUAACUGUGGAUUUUUCUUGAUCUAUAAUCCCUUAUUUGUGAUAUGACACGAUACGAUUUA